UUGCUCGUAAACACUCAUGAAUUUGCCAAACCUGAAGGCUCGGAAGAAAUGGUGCUACCGUGAUGAGAAAUUGUUAAUGGACCCUCUAAUACGAUAUAUAUUGGGAAACCCUUUCACGCAAGGACAAAAUGGGUAUCCAAGGCUUACUCCCAUUCCUUAAAAAGGCUUCAAGAGCAGUGAAUCUCCGUGAUUUUAAGGGUCAAACUGUGGCCGUGGAUGCCUACUGCUGGCUACAUAAAGGGGCUUUCUCUUGUGCAGAUAAACUUGUUCGUGGAGAACCAACGGAUGGAUAUGUGUUGUAUGUUAUGAAACAGGUCAACCAGCUCCUGAGCUAUGAUAUUAAACCAAUCCUAGUGUUUGAUGGAUGCCACCUCCCAUCAAAAGCCAUCACUGAGAAAAAAAGGAGAGAGAACCGUGAAAAAAAUCGCAAGAAGGCCAAAGAACUCUUACGUGAAGGGAAGGCAAAAGAGGCACGGGAAUGUUUCCAGCGAUGUGUUGACAUCACAUCAGAAAUGGCAGCUGAUACCAUCAAGGCUUGCCGUGCUAGAAAUAUAGAUGUUAUUGUGGCCCCAUAUGAAGCAGACUCACAGCUAGCUUACCUGAACCUGAGUGGCAUUGCUCAGCUUAUUAUAACAGAAGAUUCUGAUCUGAUCCUCUUCGGCUGCAAGAAAAUUCUGUUCAAGAUGGACAGUAAUGGAGGAGGUAUCUUGGUGGAGCAAGAACAGCUGCACGUGUCCAUGAGCAUGCCACGAGACAAAUUCACUUUUGACAAGUUCGUCAACAUGUGCAUCCUCUCAGGUUGUGACUACCUCCCCUCAUUGCAUGGCAUUGGACUUGCCAAGGCUUGCAAGUUCUUCAGUAUCACCACAAAUCCAGAUAUACAUAAUGUUUUAUGCAAGCUACCAUCGUACCUGAAAAUGCCCCACCUAGAAGUGACCAAAGAAUAUCGAGAUGGAUUCAUGCAAGCCAAAAAUACAUUCCUCUAUCAGCUGGUGUUUGACCCAGUGGACCGCAUCCUCCGUCCCCUUCAGGAGUAUCCCGAAGGCAAGGGACCUGAAGAUUAUCCAUAUGCAGGCAGGUUUGUAGGGCACGAGAGAGCUCUGCAAAUAGCAUUGGGAAAUGUGAAUGUUCAGACAGGAGAGAAAGUGGAUGACUUCUGUCCUGAGACAUAUGUUCCCCCAGAGCCCAAGUCAUCAGGAUGGGAUAAGCGUGGGGACAUCUGUACUGCUCAUCGCAGCAUAUGGAGUAAAGACUUCACCCCAUCUAAGGCGGUACCUGCAGUGCCAAGUAUCUUGGGCUCAGAGAAGCAGAGCACCCUUGGGAAGGAAUUAUUUGUAUCUUCAACUCCAGUCCUAAAAAGAAAGUUUAAACCAGGUACUUUGCCAAGGCUGUGCCAAGUGCCACAAAUAACCAGGGUGAAAAAAGUGAGGAAGAAAAGCCUGAACCCCAAUCAGCAGAUGGAAAAAUAAUAGAGAACCAGAAGGUUAUGUUAGAAAGUGAAUUACAGAUUAAAACAGAAGAAGAAUUGGAUGACAAAAUAUCCAGUGAAUCUCAUGAUGAACUUGUUAAAGCACCUUUGUCUCCUGUUAUAAACAAUAUUCAAAAAAAUAACAAAAACAGCACAUUUAGGUGGGGGAAGCUGACAGAUAAGUUUGGAUUUAAAGACAAAGUCAAGAUGGAGAGCAGCCCAUCAACAAAGUACACUUUUAAGGCUGUCACUAAAAUGCCAAGCACAAGAGAAACUGAUGAAAGUAAAGAAAAUGCUGUCAGUCUGUCACAGAAUUCAGAUCCUAGGGAACUGCCACUUUCUCAAAGCAGUCUAGUAUCUGAAGUUUCAGUAGUCAGUGAUGUAGGCUCAAUUGAUAAUGAAUCAUUUGGCCUAACACCUACUCCAGAAAUGUCAAACAAGAGUGAUAAGGAUUCAGAGGUAGCAAGUCCUCCCUCAGUAACCAGUGUCAUGCCAGGUCAAAAGACACUUCUUUCCAACAAAAGUACACAGAAUAAAGGACGAGCAGUUGGUCUAUCCCGUCCCAGUGGUGCAAACAAGAAAAAUACAGAUAAGAAGCAGUUAAGCUUAAAGGAUAUGUUUGGCUUUAAAAAGGAUGCUCCUAAGCUUCACUGCGCAAAACCUUGAAGCAGUAAAAGUGACUAAAGAACUAUCCAAGAUAUUGAUGUUGAACUCUUGUCACCAUCACCAGGAUUUUAAUAGGAAGUGGAGGUUUGUUAAUAACAGGUGGUCUUUGUUAUAUCACUGCACAUUUUAUAUUUUGUUUAUAAAAUAUUUAAUGCAUUCCUACAUUAUAGAAGAAAGUUUAUAUUUACAAACAUUUAAUUCAGGGAUGACAGUCCUGCUCACAGUACAAAUUAAUAUUGACUGAGAGAUAGUAUUGGUGUGAUGAAUAACCUUACUUUUCUCAGGUAUAAUAUCUUAAUGAAUUGUGGAACAUCCUCAGAAACAGUUGAACAAAUAAAUUUUCCAUCUUAUUUUUACUUUUGUAUAUUUGUGGAAGUUCAAAAAUGAUAAAUGAACAAAUAUGAAAUGGUACCUGUCAGUCUUAGGAUUAUUUGUAAAUAAAAGUUUCAUUUAUAAGUAAAUGAAGCACACUACUCUCUCUA
Messenger RNA from Penaeus monodon (black tiger shrimp), 2616 nucleotides. It is a transcript of the gene tos, whose product is annotated as exonuclease 1-like. Gene Ontology annotation, molecular function: DNA binding; metal ion binding; 5'-3' DNA exonuclease activity. Gene Ontology annotation, cellular component: nucleus. The record is from RefSeq and is a predicted model, not a curated record. Gene Ontology annotation, biological process: DNA recombination; mismatch repair. Lineage: Eukaryota; Metazoa; Arthropoda; Malacostraca; Decapoda; Penaeidae.